UUAUCGUUUGUUGAGGAGGUGUCUCGACCUACGUAACUUGGCUUGCCUAACGCCUAUGCCCCUCUCCUAGCAACUCGCAAUGACCAUGAAGGUGAACCACGUAACGCCGUUUCUGAUUUUUCGACUCUAAAUUGUCUUCAAAAGUUCCAAAAUUUAUUGAAAUUCGUCAAAAAUGAACGGGAAUUUUUUAAGAACUUUCAAAAAUGAGCACAGUUUUAGCAACAUGUGCCGCAUUUGCCUGGCUUGGAAUGGGGACUGUAUGCCUUCAAUUUUUGACUCGUUGAAAAGUGAUAAUUCCAUUCCGAUAAUUGAAGUGAUCAACAAUUUGACCAGCAUAAGUAUCAAGGAAGGAGAUGGACUACCUGAACGUAUCUGUGACGGCUGCCUCACCGCCAUUGAAAGGAUCAUUGAAUUCAAACAGCUUUGUGAACAAACUGACAGUAACUUGAGGAACUUUCUCCUGUCCCUGAAUGGAAAGAAUGGCUGCAAGACCACAAACGACGAAGGUGACAAGGAAAAUGUUCAGACAAAACAAGUGGAAAACGACGUCUACUCGAGUAUCAGUGAGAGAAUUUGCGUGGAAUCCGAGGUGGUGGUAGUCGAUCCCAGCUCCUCCGUUUAUGAUGAGAAUCAGAAUCAAUCCGUCGUCUACUAUAACCAUCCAACUGCUAGCAGUGGUCGCACUGAACAGGAAUGGAGCAACGAGCCUGCUGCAACUGGCAGCGGCGGUCACUCGGUGUUCGACUGGGAGGCCGGCGACAAUGCCUCCGAAUUCGUGCAGAGCAGCUACGACACAGUCGAGUCGUUCACCUACGACAAACUCGCUUCGUCAGGUCACGGCAGCGGCUAUCUGCCGCGCGCUGCCUCGGUCCACGGCAGCGAUGAUGAUGACGUCAUUCCGCUGGAGACAUUCACGUGUCGCAUUUGCAACAAGGAGUUCCAUACCCAGAAGUGGUUGGAACGGCAUGAACAGUUGCACGAUGAUACGCAGCCCUACCCGUGCGACUACUGCUUCCGUUCGUAUGCGACAAUGGCCGAGCUGAGCGAACACUGGCGCGAUCACGCCGAAGGCCGCGACUUCUGCCGGCUGUGCGGCGAACCGUUUGCAGACAAGUCGCUGCAGCGGCAACAUGUUGCGAGGCACUUUGCUGCCAGCCAGCAACAAGUUGCGCCGGCCAAGGCCAGGCUGCCAGCUGCUACUGAUUCGUGUGAGCAGUGCCUGACGGGCUUCGGCAAUGUUGCCGAUAUGCAGCUACACAUGAUCAAGUGUCAUCCCGGCAGGAAUGUGGCGGCCUCAGCACCUCCGGACCCGUCGUCGGCCGACUCGAGCGAGCACAGGUGCCGCAUUUGCCAGAAGACAUUCGGCCGUCGCUCGAACCUGAUGAAGCACAUGCUGGCGCUGCACAGUGGCUUCCGGCCGCACCGCUGCUCCACCUGCAAGAACGCAUUCGCCUCCAAGGCCGACCUCGCCCGCCACACCAGCACCCACACCGGCGAGCGACCCUACUCCUGUCAUGUGUGUCUCUACUCAUUUAGUCGCCGCGACAAGUUGGUUCGUCACAUGCGCACGCACUCGAGCGAGCGGCCGUACUCGUGCGAGUUGUGCGCCACACGUUUCAAGUGGUCGGACAAGCUGCUUCGGCACAUGCGCAGUGCGCAUCCAGAGCACGAGUCAGUGUUGGCGCUGACGCAGCUGCAGCUCUACAAGUGCAAGCAAUGCACCGACUCGUUCAAGACGCGGCUCGAGUUGGCCAGGCAUUCGAUGCAAGCGCACGCAGCCAGCGAACAGCCUGUAGUUGCCUUGAAUCGGAUGGAGCAUAGCUCGGAAUCAGCCACUGUGAGAAAUGAGAGCUGACGGCAACUGAGACGUCGAUAACCAAAAAACACUCCAACUGCAAUCAUUAUGCUAUAAAAUCACCUGGUUUCUUAAUUAUCACUCCAUUCGUCUGUACUACAUACUCUGUGAUCUUGACCGUUGGAAUUCGAACUGAACAACAAAAGAGCACUACUCGAGUACUCGGUGGUUGAGGAAGGUUGGCGAAGCCACCGAAAAUUACCGGUAAAUAAUAAUAUCUUCUGUCAACCGCCUAGUUAGUUACCCUACACAUAUGUACAAUUUUAAAGGGGUUCUGAACACCAAUAUUUGCUAGAAAUGUAUGAUCUCUGUAUGAAUGUUGUAUAUUUUUUGCACUAUAACAUUAUUUGUUUUCGAAAUUGUUCUUAUUGUGACAAUGUUUGAGGUAUUCAAGUGAAAAUAUUAGUUUUUAAUUAUCUACUAUUGUAGUAAGUUACAUUGUAUGCCUGUAUCAUUUUUCACACAAGCUGUUCUGUUUAUAAUAAAUUAUUAUCUUUGAAAUAACUGAUUGAACUUGAGAUUUUUAGUUGUUGAAUUAAGAUUUGACUAACGUUAGUAGCAAUUAAUAUUUUCCUCUAUUAUUGUGGCAAAUUUUCUUCUUUAUUUAGUCCUGUUUGCAUUUUCAACAUGAUGUCCACAUGAGCCCUAGGUUUGUGCUUGGGUAAUAAGGGUAAGAUGAUGAUGAUGAUGAGAUUAAUAUUAUUUCUAACCAUUUUUAACAAUGCUUUAUCUUUAUAGUACCGGUAUUAAAACAUACAUUCAUCAUUCUUUAUUUAUCAGUAGCCUAUAUUAAAAAUUAACAAAUUUAAAUAAUGUGAUAAUAUCUCCUUACUUUCAAAACUAAGACUGCGUUCUUUAGAUGUAAAUUCCUUGUAAUAUUUUCCAAUAAUUUUAUGCUAGUAAUUUUGUAUUAUUUGUGACCGUUCAAAAUUAUUUUAAUGUUCGUAAUUCGUUGCCUUAAUGGUAUUAUUAUAUUUAUUCUAUUGAUCUAUCUUAUUAUAGUACUGUAUUCCAUACUCAUUUAUUGUUUCAUUUUAGUCUAUAAUUCUUGUAUUUUUUCAUUCGCUGAGUUGAAUUUUGAUCAAAUUUAUGCUUCCUCUUCUCUGCUUAUCUAUUGAGUUGAUGAUUAUUACAAAUUUUUAUUUCUAUGAUUACACUGAAUGCCAUUAUAAUAAAUAAACAUUAUAAUAUUG
Nilaparvata lugens (brown planthopper) is the source of this 3048-nucleotide messenger RNA. RefSeq names its product zinc finger protein 436. The coding region runs from base 173 to 1855 and encodes 560 amino acids. Gene Ontology annotation, molecular function: zinc ion binding. The transcript has 10 exons. The record is from RefSeq and is a predicted model, not a curated record. Gene Ontology annotation, cellular component: nucleus. NCBI's taxonomy places the organism in Eukaryota, Metazoa, Arthropoda, Insecta, Hemiptera, Delphacidae.